AUGGCCAGAAACAAGAUCAUGCCCAGAAAUCUGCACACAGGCAAGAAUAGCACUAUCAAACAGUUUGACAUCCUGCGGAAAUCAUGUCCUGGUGAAGACUCCAGUGUCCAAGAACUUUGUCCAGGUGCCUGCAAUAUCCGGGGUUACAGAAUGAAAAACAUGGAAGCAGUAACAUACAGGAACACAGUGGAAGAGAUGGCGCUCCCAAAGAUGCGAAUCACAAGGAUGCGGCAUUGA
Messenger RNA from Miscanthus lutarioriparius, 237 nucleotides. The record is from the annotation of a GenBank genome assembly. NCBI's taxonomy places the organism in Eukaryota, Viridiplantae, Streptophyta, Magnoliopsida, Poales, Poaceae.